GAGAAAGAAAUGAUGCAGUCCAAGAAUAUAAGCGCCUCGUGCGGAGGAGGGAGAGAGAGAUAGCCGGAGGAGGAGGGAGGAGAAAGCGGUUUUGUGAAGCGGUUUUCAGGUGGAUCCGUUCCGUACAAUGACUGGUUUCGGCUUCAGGGCGAGUAGCUUCUAGUGGAGGACAGGAGGCCGCGGGCGCCUCUGAGGCGGGGAGAAUAGGAGAGGAAAGGCAGGAAGGAUGAUUUCGAGGAGGCUCGUGCUCUUCUUACUCUUCAUCACCGUCGUCUCUCCUUUAGUGCUCUUCACGGAGAGAUUAGGGACGUUCACUACCUCUUCCGCUAAUGAGGGAUUUGGUGAAGAGAUCUCUACGGUGAGCUUUGGGAGCGAGACUGACAAACUGAACGCAGUACAACAGGAGUCCCCAAAUAAGGUGAAGGAGCCAAUUGGAAUUGUUUACCUGGAGAACUCUGGUGAAUCCUUGUUGAAAUCUAAGGAGAACUUGGUGGAAAAUGAUUCUUCUUUAGGCAAUACAGGGGAGCACAAAUCUAGGGUUUUAUCUGCUGCUGAUGAUGAUGUUCAAUCAGGAGGAAACACCAGUGAAGGUGGAGAUCACAUCGAGCAAGUGACAACUAAAAGCAAUGAGAAUGCUCAUAUUGAACAAGUGACUGAUCAAGUUGAGAGAGAAAAAGAUGAGAAUGGAGAAGAAUCAGAUGAAGCUGCAGAAAUUAAUGAAGAAAGUAAAGCAUUGGAAGAGAAGAAAGUAAACGAGGACGUCACUUCUGGGGAUAAAGAAGAAAACAAAGAGGAGGUAGCGACGGUUCAUGUUCUUCCCACCGUGCAGAAAGUGGAACAGACAGCCGAAACCACACCUGUAGAAAUGCAGGAAGAGAAGAGAAAGGAGGGGCCUCGCGGAAGAGGAUCUAGGAAGGUUAUUGAUGAAAGACAAAGCAAUCCCCCACCUAUGCCAGACUUUCGAGUUCGGCAAAUGAGAGAUCAGUUGAUCAGGGCAAGGGUUUAUCAAAGUCUUGGACCAAUUCGAAACAACCCUCACUUCAUUAGAGAGCUCAGACUAAGGGUAAGAGAAGUUCAGCGUGCACUUGGUGAUGCAACAAGAGAUUCUCAACUACCGAGGAAUGCCAAUGAUAAAACGAAGGCAAUGGAGCAGACUCUGGCCAAGGCGAAGCAGAUCCAAGAUGAUUGUUCUACUGUUGUGAAAAAACUCCGAGCUAUUCUUCAAUCUACAGAAGAGCAGCUACGAGCACAUAAAAAACAGGCUAUGUUUUUAACUCAGCUUGCUGCAAAAACUCUUCCAAAAGGUCUCCACUGUCUCCCACUUCGUCUCUCUACAGAAUAUUACUCAUUAAACUCAAGCCAGCGGGAAUUCCCUAACCAAGAGAAGCUAGAAGAUGCCAAGCUUUACCAUUAUGCAUUAUUCUCAGACAACAUAUUGGCAGCCUCUGUGGUCGUGAACUCAACUAUAACUCAUGCUAAGGAGCCAGAGAAACAUGUUUUCCAUGUUGUCACUGAUAAGCUAAACUAUGCUGCCAUGAGGAUGUGGUUUCUGGCUAAUCCCCCUGGGAAGGCCACCAUUCAGGUCCAAAGUGUUGAUGAAUUUACAUGGUUGAAUGCUAGUUACAGCCCAGUUCUCAAGCAACUUGGUUCUUCAUCCAUGAUUGAUUAUUACUUCAGAACUCAUCGUGCAAAUUCUGAUUCGAACUUGAAGUUUCGCAAUCCAAAGUACCUUUCAAUACUGAACCAUCUUCGAUUCUAUCUACCUGAGAUCUUUCCGAAACUCCAGAAGGUGCUUUUCUUGGAUGAUGAUAUUGUUGUUCGGAAGGAUCUGUCUGCACUUUGGGCAAUUGACAUGAAAGGCAUGAUAAAUGGGGCAGUAGAAACAUGUCAAGAGAGCUUCCAUCGGUUUGACAGAUAUCUGAACUUUUCAAACCCCCUAAUUGCUAAGAACUUCAACCCUCGGGCUUGCGGAUGGGCAUAUGGCAUGAACAUGUUUGACUUGGAAGAAUGGAAGAAGCAGAAAAUAACGGAGGUGUAUCAUUCAUGGCAGAAGUUGAAUCAUGACAGGCAACUGUGGAAACUAGGGACCUUGCCACCUGGUUUGAUAACAUUCUGGAAGAGAACCUUUCCGCUGGACAAGUCAUGGCAUGUUCUUGGCCUUGGUUAUAAUCCAAAUGUUGAUCAAAAGGAAAUUGAGCAUGCGGCAGUCAUACACUACAAUGGAAACAUGAAGCCCUGGCUCGAGAUUGGCAUGCCGAGAUACCGCCACUAUUGGUCCAAGCAUGUUGAUUAUGACCAAGUAUAUCUUCGGGAAUGCAACAUCAACCCAUGAGACGUAGCCAACCACAAUUCUUGGUUACUUCGGCCACGCAUGUCUUCGGGAAUGCAGCGUCGUCCCCAAGGUAUCAUGGAUUCUUUUAGAUUGUUGUGGCACCAAAGACGCAUAACUUUGCAGGUUUGGUUCCCUUGUGCAUAUUUGAGAAAUGAGAGCUUUAGUUCAACAUCUUUUGUUUUUUCUAGUCCUUCUCUUGCAGAUUCCAUUUAUUGAGUGUAUCUACAGCCUUUACUGGUAAUUCGAUCUAAUCUUUAUGUAUUUUUUUUUCUCUUUUUACCCCUUCCUGGAAUUGAGAUGAGAUUAACAGUUGUUUAGAAUUGAAUUUGUGGGAUUUACUGUA
Messenger RNA from Nymphaea colorata (pocket water lily), 2675 nucleotides. Its product is annotated as probable galacturonosyltransferase 4. Gene Ontology annotation, molecular function: polygalacturonate 4-alpha-galacturonosyltransferase activity. Lineage: Eukaryota; Viridiplantae; Streptophyta; Magnoliopsida; Nymphaeales; Nymphaeaceae. Bases 227 to 2332 code for a protein of 701 amino acids. The record is from RefSeq and is a predicted model, not a curated record. The transcript has 9 exons.